AGAAUAACAAAACAAUGUGACAAUGGAGACAAUGUGUAUAGAUACUGAAAUAUAACGAUACUAUGAAUAAGAAUUUACUUUUAUUCUUAUUGUUGGUCGUUAUGAAUUACCAGUCCACGGAAUGCUGGGACUAUUCAAAAUACAAUCUUGGAAAGCUUCUUCGAAUUGGUAGAACAGGUUGGGACAAAGCAAGUACACUGGUGCAGAGAGCUGUAGGUAGAGUCACUGUCACUUCUGCGAACAAUAAAGGUGGGACCAAGAUCAAUAGUUCAAGAAAUGCUACAAAUUCAACACAAAACAAUUCUAAAAGUACUCAGUCACACUUGAGCUCUGUAAGUGAAACUCAGUUUAUUCCAUUGACUGACAAGGAGAAGCAACUCUUUCAGAGGAUUCAGACAGCAUCUGAUAAAAUAGCAUACUUACUGAAAUUGUUCAAUGUAUCAGAGAGAAAUGGUGAUAAUAAGGCUGCUCAAACUUUGUUAGGCACAACACCGAUUCAUACCACAGCUGUGAACUCAAAAGCAGCUUCUACUACAAAAGAAGCACAGCGUACGACAGCGAAGCCAUACCCUGGAGCAUACGAGGGUUUUCACCCAAUCAUCAAUAUAUUUAGAAGAAUAUGUGGAUUGGGACCUCCACCAGUUCGCCCAAAUUUUACGGUCUUGUGUCUUGGCUUAAGUAAAAGUGGUAAAAGUACAUUACUUGCUAAAGUAAGUGGAGAAUCAACAGAUGAAAUUGAGCCAACAGUUGGUUUCAGCAUUAAAGCCUUAAUGUUUGACGAAUGCUUUAUGGAUGUCAAAGAACUUGGUGGUGGAGAUAAUGUACGACCGUACUGGGACAGAUAUUAUACAGGUGGUGAUGGUGUGAUAUUUGUAGUAGACAGUUCAGCUGAUGAUAAAACAAUGGAGGUGGCUAAGAGUGAGUUUGACAAGGCACUCAGUCAUCACGAGCUAGAUGGUCUACCGUUACUGUUUCUGGCUAACUAUCAGGAUGUUCCUGGUGCUAAGAGUGAAGCACAGAUGAAGCAGAUAUUUGAUCUAGACAGCCAGGAUCGAGCCUGGAUCAUUCAGGGAUGUACAGCAUCAGACAAAUCUAGUAUAGAGAAAGGCUUCCAUAGAUACAACGCACUUCUUAUUUCACCACCAAAGGAGAAUGGAGAGUUUGACAGGAUAUAAGUGUUGAUCUGACAUCUCAGAAACUGCUGUUGUAUAUGUGUGUUACUUUUGUAAAGUCUAAAAAUGAAAAUUACAAAAAUGAGUUAAUGUUAAAGGGCCUAGAUGUAUUUUAACCAAGAUUAACAAUCUUAAAUUUAGACAUAAUCUUAGAUAAGUUAGCCACUGUUUGAUUUUUCUUCACCAAGAAUGCACAUAUUUUAAUGAAACUUUCCAGAAAUGUACAUCUCACAGGCACUUACAUAAUGUACAUCUCAAUCAAUACUCGUCAGGAUCUAUUACAAAUGAAACAAACUACAGCAAAAUAAAAUGAGCAGUUUAUUGUCUUUAACUUGAAUUUUUACUUUCUUAAAAUAUUAAAAUAACGAUGAUAAAUAUAGCCCUUUUCAUAGUAUCAUUGUAAUGUUAAGUCUUAGUCAUGAAACUUUUGAAUAUUUAAAAAGAUCAAGGUAAAGAAUGUACAGUCACUGCAUGUUUGUACAUGUGUAUAUACCAUAGAAAAAAAUCUGAUCAAAAAUAGUAUAGUAUUUGAAGAUAGGUAGUUUUUAAAUGUAUAUAAAUAUUGAUCCUAAAUGAGAAACAAGUGAAAUAAAAUGUUUAACAGAAUGUUUAUGAUUGAAACUUCUCAGUAAUGUUUAUUAGACUAAUAUUGUGUUGAUUAUUUGUUUUGUUGUAUACAACAUCGACAGUUUUAAAAGAUUUAUAUUACAUACAUGUAUGUUAACAAGUAUUUUUUUCUAACAUUAUUUUCCACUAUGAAUAUAAUUUGUUACUGAAACCAGUUUAAAUCCAUCACAUCACAUGACCUGUUUAGAGGGAGUUAAAGUGUGAAAGAUCAGUUUGAUAUCUUGUCACAGAUUUAGGCAUGUAUCAAUGAUAUACAGCCAUCUUUAAAACAGUGUCUAUUCUAGGAUUUGAAAAACAGGGGGGAUUUUUUUCGAAAAGAUAGAAUUUAUUACAUUUGUUGAUUUUUCCCCCUUCUUUCUCUCUGUAAAAUUUUCCAAUUUUGACACUGUUACAUUCAUACCAAUGGUGUUGCCAAUUUUGACACUGUUACAUUCAUACCAAUGGUGUUGCCAAUUUUGACACUGUUACAUUCAUACCAAUGGUGUUGCAUACGAACACAGUCAGACAUUACUAUUUUUCCCUAAAUCAAAAUGUGACAUUGAUUCAUAUUAUUAUUAUAUUAUUAAUGCUUUUGUUUGAACUUGAAUUGGUAGUGAAAAAAAACCUAAUUACUUAUUGUCCGGAUAACUGGGUGUAAUGUAAAGAGCAUGUUUUGAUAUCUGGCCUUUAAUUGGGUAUGCUACAUAUGUUACAUAUAGACAUAAUGAAAACUGUAUUACAAAAGUAAUUUAAUUUUUUAUGAUCUUAAAAAAAUGAGAACAAAGACAUAUAAAGAAUAAAAAGAAGAAGAAUAAAAAAACACGAAAAAGUUUGUGACCGCCAAAUUGAGAGAAGUACACAGCAACACUAAAUGAAUCGUGUAAAUUUCCAAAGUUUCUGCUUAUAUUUAUCUUUAUACUGGUUUUAUUUAUUUUUUUCAUUGGUAUUUUCUUGUAUUAAAUAGUUUCAGUAUUUUUUAGCAUAAUAUUUUCACCUGAAGUAAUUACAAGAAAGAUGUUUUUCACCACAGAAUCUGCACAAAUGAUCAUAUAUUUACUUGUAUUUACUAUUUUAUUCAUAUAAUGAACAUUAAGCUUUAUCUGUAAGUAUUUGUUUACAUUUAUUUUGUAACUGUUUUUAAUAUUAUUUGUAUUAUGCUUUACAUGUAAGACAUGUCUAUUGUUUUUUCUGUGCUUCAUUACAAUUAUGUUUGUAUUUUUUUAUAUAUAUGCCUAAAGGUUACUUUGGUUGUAAAAUGGUAUUGCACUUGUCAGUCCACUAAUCUGUUAGUUUGUCUGUAUUAUGGUAUGGUGCUUGUUCAUCAGACUGUUUGUUAGCCUCAUCAAAGUCCGCUCUCAAUAAUUUGAUAACUAUUAGUUAUGCUGUCUACAUGCUUAUUAGGGAGAUUGGUCAUGGCCAGUACAUGACCUGUAAUGAUUUUGAGGUCAAAGGUCAAGGUCACAGUGGUACUUGGUGUAAAGUCUUUGUCAACUCAAUUAUUUGAGAAAGAAUGGAUGUUGAUUUGUAAAACUUGGUAGGAACAUUGCAAACAGAUCACCCUUAUUGAUUUUGAGGACAUUAGGUCAAAGGUCAAUGUUACAGCAACUCAGUGUUAAAUCAUUGUCCAAGGAAGAAUUAUCUUAGAGUUUUGAAACUUGUAUUGACAAUGCCCAUGGCAAGUUGAUGGCACCUUUUGAUUUUUAACUAAUUAGGUCAAAGUUCAAGGCCAUAUUGACUCUGUAAAUCCUUGUCAAGUCAAAAGUUUGUUCUGAUUGCUUUCUUACAUAUAUUUUUUCAUAAUUUCUGCAGAUAUUUUUUGAUUCAGAAAUAUAUUUAGGAAUAUAAGAAAACAUGUAUUGGGAAAUAAGAGAAACAAUAUGUAGCUUGGUAACUUGAAUAACAAACUUUGAUUUGUGAUUUCUUGUCAACUGUACUUAGAUAAAUUAUGUUUUGAAAAUAUUUCAUGAAUGUAUCUCUAUUUUAUUUGAAAGAUUUAUUUGAUUCUUUAAACAAAUUUGCAUUUUGGGUGUAUAUUGCCUCACCUUUGUGAUGUUCUUGUUUUUCAAAAAGUUGCUGAUAUGAUUUCCAGUAUAACAUGUGCCAUUACUUUUUACUGCAUAUUUUGUUUGCCACUCAACAUUUUUACGGCAUUAUAAACAAUUUGUUCACAUUAUUGAUAAAGGAUUAUAAUAGUUCUUAUAUACACACAAUUUUUGAUAUAACUGAAGUGUUAAAUUCUCAUAGACACCAGUUGUAAUUUGAGUGGAAGCAAGUAUAAAAUAGUAAGAAAAAAAAAGGUUUUAUUCUUUGUAAAUGGAUAUUUUCCCAAGUAAACAUUAUAAUUAGAGUUAGUUUACCUAAACUUGAGUCUCAUAGCUUCUAUUGCUUAAAUGAAGGAAUAUAUACUGAAUCUGGUCUAAAGGUACAUGUAUAAAAAAUACAUGAGAGAAUAAUCUAGCAUGGCAAAUUGACAUUUAUGAUUAGCAAGCAUUUUAUUUUAUUGUAAAGUUUUAAAUAUUUAUUACUAUGUUGUUUAUGUAUGUAUUUCUAACUUGCUGACUAACUUUUCUUUGUUGUACAGUAGUUUAGUAAGCAAUUCUUUAUUGUUAAUUUUAUUUUCAUUCCACAUUCAUCAUUCCAUGCUAUCUAAGUUUGUUUGAAGUUUUGGUUGACAUUCAGUUAUCAUGAUACAUGUAGUUGAAAGACAUGUUGAUAAUUUUUUUACUAUCAGGCAGAGAUUAUUAAGCAAGAAGGUGGUAGCAUUUAAAGUCAACAGUGUUGAGAUUUUAACCUUGAAUUUCACUCUAUGUAAUAACUUAUCCUGUGGUUGUCCUAAUACAUGUUAUGUCAUGUUUCUAUUUGAUCUGCUCAUUAUUUUAAGGAAUUUCAAAAUAAGCCAGACUGAAGUGAUCUGAUGGUAAGACUUCAUACUGAUAGAUUAGGCAAGUCUAUCAUGCUCAAAUUUAAUUUCUUCUAAAGAAAGGCAGCUUCUGUAUAAUUUUGUGAUAUUUUAUUCUUUUUUCUUUCUUUUUUUGUGUGCAUUUUUUUUUUCGUUAUUAUAAAUUGUUUGUAUUUCUGAGAAGAAUCAAAA
Molecule: messenger RNA, 4869 nt
Organism: Ruditapes philippinarum (Manila clam)
Lineage: Eukaryota; Metazoa; Mollusca; Bivalvia; Venerida; Veneridae
Product: MATH and LRR domain-containing protein PFE0570w-like
Exons: 7
Coding region: 63-1175 (370 amino acids)
Molecular function (GO): GTP binding; GTPase activity
Source: RefSeq, a predicted model, not a curated record